AUGGCACCCCAUUCGAACGAGAGCAAGCCCAUGUACCAGAAGGACGAGAAAGCCCUGUGUUUUCACGGUGAGCUGCUCUAUGAAGCCAAAGUGCUUGAAGUGCGACGACAAGAUGCGAAGGACAAGACCAGUCCCCACGAAUAUCGGGUCCAUUACAAAGGAUGGAAGAAUACUUGGGACGACUGGGUGCCUCAGGAUCGCUUGCGCAAGCUUACCGACGACAAUCGGGAGUUGGCUGCGAAUCUGAAGCGAGAGCUCACUGCCUCAGCACCUAAAGUCGCUCCCAAGUCCACUGGCAAAACCCGCCGUGGACACGGAUCAGAGAUCGGUUCGGGACGAGGAAGUGAAGAGCGUACGUCUUCUGUUCCUGCUGCUGGAGGCAGAGGAUCAAAGCGUGCUCGGGACAACGAGGUUGAAAAGCCCCUUCAAGCCUUUUGUUUUGUGCAAUCAUCCGGCAAGCAACGUGUUCGCCUGUACGAUCUGAAACCUCUUGGACUCUGUGUUGCCGCGUUCGAUACGCCCAGUAUCCAGAAUUCCACCGCACCCUCGAUCUGCUUAGACCUCGCCAUAAUGCCACCUAAGAAGCAGACUGCGCGCGUCAGUGACGGCAUAGACAACCAAGGCAGCGCCAGUGGCCCUGGCCAGAAGAGUGGGAAUAUCGCGAAAGAAGACGGAAACACCAACAAUGGAGCUGGCGCGGACAUCGAUCUCCAGCAGUUCCUGCAUCAACCCAGAAGAGCCGCGCUUAAAGCAGCCCAAGCAAUCACUGAUUCCGCAACCAAGAAGCCUCAAACAUCAACUGUUGCGACCAAACCAACCCCGAAAAAGCCAAAGACUGCUGUGCAGAAGAAGUCAGACGUCUCCGGCACUGGCCUUGGUGGACAAUCGUCCAAGCAGAGAAAGACAAGCACUGGGAACAAGGGGAAGAAUGCUGCAAACACAUCUGCCAGUCCUGCAACGGGAAGAGCUCCAUCCAUUCGCCAACAGAUCAUUAAUAAGAAGAAGAGUGCAUCUGAGUUGAAACCAAAGAUGUCGGAUGACGAGGAGGAAGUGGCAGAUAGUGAAGAAGAUACUAUCUCAGUGGUAGGGGGAAGCGCAAAAGGCCACACUGCCGAUGAUGAUGCCGCCGCCGAUGCAAAGGCCACUCGGUAUGCCACACGUUCGACAGUCGCAAAAGAAUCACCAGUCGCAGAACAACCAACCUCAAAUUCGAACGUCCCCGUCAAAAUCAAAUUCAACCUCAGAUCCGCCACUCACAACGCUACCACAUCUUCCACCGAACAACUCAAGAAUGAGACAUCCCGUGAUUCUUCUUCAACAAUGCAUUCCAAUCCCAGUGUUUUAGGCACUUCUGGUGCUCCUUCGGCUCGUACUCCAGGUCCUGCGCCAUCAACCGAGACUGAGGUUCCAGCUCUUACUUGGAACAAAUACCGUCAAGCUUUGCCCGAUCCACGCAACGAAUUGGCACCGUUGACGAUCGACGAGGUUCUUGCGAGGCCCGCUCCAGCCGACGAGCCGGAGUACCUGAGCCGCUCUACGGCAACAGGCCCGGUCAAUUGGCACUUUCCUCUCAUUGGCGGAACCACUUAUCACGAGGCGGCUUCAAUCCUAAUUGAGCUGUCCCAAGCCAGAGAAGGAGACAGAGAAUACCGCCCCGCCGUCGUGCCUCCGCAUGGCAUCGCCUUUGAGCCCCUUGAUCCACCAGGCUCCGGCACUCCUUUCGACGCGCUCAAACAUGAAGCUCGCCUGGUCAAGGCACUUCAGCGGAACACCGAGGACACUCUGAGCGGCUGGAAUCAAGAACAUCUGAUGCUUCUUCCCCCACACGUCGUCGAUCAACUGGACGUGAGUGUCCUCGAGCAGCUUCCUUUUGCGGUCCUGAAGAGCCAACCAGCCAACAUUCUCCAGAAAUUGCCCAAGAACAGCUGGUUCUUGGAGAGAUUGCGCAAAGAGUGGCUGAAAGAGCAAGUCGCCGCCCAGUUCGCGGCCCUGGGCGGCAGCGAUGCGGAGGACGACGAUGAUGAAGGUGCUGACGCCGGCGAUGACUCUGACGCGAACGCUAGCGACGACGAUGGCGACACGGACAUGGAACCGGAGGUCUACAAAGAUGAAGAUGCUGACGCUGACGCUGGCGAUGACGUUGACACUGGCAACACGUACAUGGACCUAUCUAUGAAAACGGAGUCCGACAGCGAGAUGAUCGAUUCAGUCGUCCCGAAGGAGAACAUCCAAUUGCAGAAACCCGUGCGCCUGGACUUCACCAAAUUGUUUGACCGUCAAGGAGACAUUUCCUUGAAUCAGACUGAUGUGACAAAUACUUACUUUCGUUCAUUUGGACAGGAGGAGAACUUUCUCACCCGCCCGUCGAUCCACAUCUCGGUCCCCGAUCACCUCAAGAACCUCCUCGUCGACGACUGGGAGAAUGUCACCAAGUCUCUCCUUCUAGUCCCAUUGCCCAGUCAAGCCCCUGCCAACUACAUACUGGACGAUUACUACAAUGAGGAGAGAAACAAUCGACUUGUAGGUUCCGCCGAUCUCGAGAUCCUCGAGGAAUUCGUCACCGGUUUGAAGACCUACUUUGACAAGGCCCUGGGCAAAAUCCUUCUGUACCGAUUCGAACGAAAUCAGUUGCAAGAGGUUCGUAAGCUGUGGGAAUCCGGCAAAUACAAGGACUGGGAGGGCAAGGGUCCAGGAGAUUGCUAUGGUGCUGAGCAUCUCACUCGCAUGAUCGUCAAUCUUCCAGAGAUCGUUGCUCAGACCAACAUGGACGCCGAAUCAGUUACUAGAUUGAAGCUCGAGCUGAGCAAGUUCACCACUUGGUUGUCCCGCAAUAGCUCCCGCUUCUUCUGCGCCAAGUACGAGAAACCCUCGGCCGAGUACAUCGAGAGCGCUCGCUAA
Messenger RNA from Exophiala dermatitidis NIH/UT8656, 2898 nucleotides. RefSeq names its product mortality factor 4-like protein 1. The transcript has 5 exons. The record is from RefSeq and is a predicted model, not a curated record. Gene Ontology annotation, biological process: regulation of DNA-templated transcription; chromatin organization. Lineage: Eukaryota; Fungi; Ascomycota; Eurotiomycetes; Chaetothyriales; Herpotrichiellaceae. Gene Ontology annotation, cellular component: NuA4 histone acetyltransferase complex; Rpd3S complex; nucleus. The coding region runs from base 1 to 2898 and encodes 965 amino acids.